AUGCCUAAGGACAAAUAUGAGCCACCCAAUGAAAGAAGGCAGCACAGGAUUAUGCAGAGAAAUGAGGUAGCAGAAGGCAAGCCUUCGAAAUGGUCAGAGCUUGAAAUUUUUGGGUGUGUUCAAAAUUUGAGUAGAAAUUUAUGGAAGGUGGAAUGGUUAACAGUUUUAUACUUGAACAACAAUCAUUUAUCUCAUCUACCAUCACAGAUUGGAAACCUGGUUAACCUGGAGCAUUUAGAUGCCUCGCACAAUUUCAUUAAUGUUAUACCUCCAGAGAUUGGUGACCUUGUCAAUCUAAGGGAGUUGAAAUUAGCCUCCAACAGAAUUAGGGAGCUACCAUGUGAACUUGGGAAGUGUUUCCAGUUACAGACUCUAGGUAAUAUAGCUUACACUCUUUAG
Molecule: messenger RNA, 399 nt
Organism: Biomphalaria glabrata
Lineage: Eukaryota; Metazoa; Mollusca; Gastropoda; Planorbidae
Product: CCR4-NOT transcription complex subunit 6-like
Exons: 2
Coding region: 1-399 (132 amino acids)
Molecular function (GO): protein binding
Source: RefSeq, a predicted model, not a curated record